AUGUUGAACACGAGAAUGUUUGACUCGAGAAUGUUGGAAUCGAGAAUGUUGGACUCGAAAAUGUUGGACACGAGAAUGUUGGACACGAGAAUGUUGGACACGAGAAAAUUGGACACGAGAAUAUUGGACACUCGAGAAUGUUGGACACUCGAGAAUAUUGGACUCGAGAAUGUUGGACUCGAUAAUGUUGGACUCGAUCAUGUUGGACUCGAUAAUAUUGGACACGAGAAUGUUGGACAUGAGAAUGUUGGACUUGAGACUGUUGGACACGAGAAUAAUGUUGGACACGAUAAUGUUGGACACGAUAAUGUUGGACUCGAUAAUGUUGGACUCGAGAAUGUUGGACUCGAGAAUGUUGGACUCGAGAAUGUUGGACUCGAGAAUGUUGGACUCGAGAAUGUUGGACACGAGAAUGUUGGACACGAGAAUGUUGGACACGAGAGAAUGUUGGACACUCAAGAAUGUUGGACUCGAGAAUGUUGGACACGAGAAUGUUGGACACUCAAGAAUGUUGGACUUGAGAAUGUUGGACUCGAGAAUGUUGGACACGAUAGUGUUGGACUCGAGAAUGUUGGACACGAGAUUGUUGGACACGAGAAUAUUGGACACGAGAAUAUUGAACACGAGAAUGUUGGACACGAGAAUGUUGGACUCGAAAAUGUUGGACUCGAGAAUGUUGGACUCGAGAAUGUUGAACUCGAGAAUGUUGGACUCGAAAAUGUUGGACACUCGAGAAUGUUGGACACGAGAAUUUUGGACACGAGAAUGUUGGACUCGAGAAUGUUGGACACGAGAAUGUUGGACACGAGAAUGUUGGACACGAGAGAAUGUUGGACUCGAGAAUGUUGGACUCGAGAAUGUUGGACAUUCAAGAAUGUUGGACUCGAGAAUGUUGGACUUGAGAAUAUUGGACGCGAGAAUGUUGGACACGAGAAUGUUGGACACAAGAAUGUUGGACACGAGAAUGUUGGACACUCGAGAAUGUUAUACUCGAGAAUGUUGGACUCGAGAAUGAAACACGAGAAUAAUGUUGGACACGAGAAUGUUGGACACGAGAAUGUUGGACUCGAAAAUGUUGGACACGAGAAUGUUGGACACACGAGAAUGUUCGACACGAUAAUGUUGGACUUGAGAAUGUCGGACUGGAGAAUGUUGGACUCGAGAAUGUUGGACUCGAGAAUGUUGGACUCGAGAAUGUUGGACACUCGAGAAUGUUGGACACUCGAAAAUAUUCGACACGAGAAUGUUGAACAUGAGAAUGUUGGACACGAGAAUAAUGUUGGACACGAGAAUGUUGGACUCGAGAAUGUUGGACACGAGAAUGUUGGACACGAGAAUGCUGGACUCGAAAAUGCUGGACACGAGAAUGUUGGACACACGAGAAUGUUCGAAACGAUAAUGUUGGACUUGAGAAUGUUGGACUCGAGAAUGUUGGACUCGAGAAUGUUGGACUCGAGAAUAAUGUUGGAAUCGAGAAUGUUGGACUUGAAAAUGUUGGACACGAGAAUGUUGGACACGAGAAUGUUGGACACAAGAAUACUGGACACGAGAAUAUUGGACACUCGAGAAUGUUGGACACUCGAGAAUAUUGGACUCGAGAAUGUUGGACUCGAGAAUGCUGGACUCGAUAAUGUUGGACUCGAUAAUAUUGGACACGAGAAUGUUGAACACGAGAAUGUUGAACUUGAUAAUGUUGGACACGAGAAUGUUGGACUCGAAAAUAAUGUUGGACACGAUAAUGUUGGACUCGAUAAUGUUGGACUCGAGAAUGUUGGACUCGAGAAUGUUGGACUCGAGAAUGUUGGACUUGAGAAUGUUGGACUCGAGAAUGUUGGACACGAGAAUGUUGGACACGAGAAUGUCGGACACGAGAGAAUAAAAUGUUGGACACUCGAGAAUGUUGGACUCGAGAAUGUUGGACUCGAGAAUGUUGGACUCGAGAAUGUUGGACACGAGAAUGUUGGACACGAGAAUGUUGGACAAAAGAAUGUUGGACACUCGAGAAUGUUGGACUCGAGAAUGUUGGACUCGAGAAUGUUGGACACUAGAAUGUUGGACACUAGAAUGUUGGACACGAGAAUGUUGGACACGAGAAUGUUGGACACGAGAAUGUUGGUCACGAGAAUGUUGGACUCGAGAAUGUUGGACACGAGAAUGCUAUGUUGGACUCGAGAAUGUUGGACUCGAGAACGUUGGACACGAGAAUGUUGGACACGAGAAUGUCGGACACAUGAGAAUGUUGGACACGAGAAUGUUGGACUCGAGAAUGUUGGACACGAUAAUGUUGGACUUGAGAAUGUUGGACUGGAGAAUGUUGGACUCGAGAAUGUUGGACUCGAGAAUGUUGGACUCGAGAAUGUUGGACACUCGAGAAUAAUGUUUGACUCGAGAAUGUUGGAAUCGAGAAUGUUGGACUCGAAAAUGUUGGACACGAGAAUGUUGGACACGAGAAUGUUGGACACGAGAAUAUUAGACACGAGAAUAUUGGACACUCGAGAAUGUUGGACACUCGAGAAUAUUGGACUCGAGAAUGUUGGACUCGAUAAUGUUGGACUCGAUAAUGUUGGACUCGAUAAUAUUGGACACGAGAAUGUUGGACAUGAGAAUGUUGGACUUGAGACUGUUGGACACGAGAAUGUUGGACUCGAAAAUGUUGGACUCGACAAUGUUGGACACCAGAAUGUUGGACUCUCGAGAAUGUUGGACACGAUAAUGUUGGACACGAUAAUGUUGGACUCGAUAAUGUUGGACUCGAGAAUGUUGGACUCGAGAAUGUUGGACUCGAGAAUGUUGGACUCGAGAAUGUUGGACUCGAGAAUGUUGGACUCGAGAAUGUUGGACACGAGAAUGUUGGACACGAGAGAAUGUUGGACACGAGAGAAUGUUGGACUCGAGAAUGUUGGACACGAGAAUGUUGGACACUCAAGAAUGUUGGACUUGAGAAUGUUGGACUGGAGAAUGUUGGACUCGAGAAUGUUGGACUCGAGAAUGUUGGACUCGAGAAUGUUGGACACUCGAGAAUGUUGGACACUCGAAAAUGUUAGACACGAGAAUGUUGAACACGAGAAUGUUGGACACGAGAAUGUUUGA
Closterium sp. Naga37s-1 is the source of this 3090-nucleotide messenger RNA. The record is from the annotation of a GenBank genome assembly. NCBI's taxonomy places the organism in Eukaryota, Viridiplantae, Streptophyta, Zygnematophyceae, Desmidiales, Closteriaceae.